Molecule: messenger RNA, 2470 nt
Organism: Chelmon rostratus (copperband butterflyfish)
Lineage: Eukaryota; Metazoa; Chordata; Actinopteri; Chaetodontiformes; Chaetodontidae
Gene: tmem19
Product: transmembrane protein 19
Exons: 8
Coding region: 265-1272 (335 amino acids)
Cellular component (GO): membrane
Source: RefSeq, a predicted model, not a curated record
UCCGGUGACGGAGUGUAGCACACGGUGCCUCAGCUAAGGAGUGAAUUCGGUUUAUUUGUAUGCUACUUACUCAAACAUAGUUUUUCAGUUAAUACAGAUGUUACGUGUAAGUUACGUCGCUUGGUCCACGUUUGAAGAGAGAAAAAUACAUUCAUCUCAACUGUAAACGCUGUUCAAUCUAGCUAACUUAGUUAGCUGUCAAAGAAGGCUGACAGUUGUAAUUCAUAAUGGCCCCAGAGCUAACUGCUCGGUCUUUCUGUCAGCAUGGAGUCUGAGAACCAGGUGCUGAUGAAGGAGUACGUAAAGAUGAUGACUGAUAUGAUCGUGCUGUGUGCCACCCUGGCCCUCUCCCUCUUCUUCUGGGUCAUCUCUCUCACCAUCAGCACCUACUACGGGACACUGCAGCCUGUGUCGCCGUGGCGAUGGCUGUUCUCCAUCUUGAUUCCUCUCGUUCUGACGGCCAGGGCGCUGAAGAGACGCAGUCUGGACCGCUCAGGAGCACUGGGAGCUCUCCUCGUUGGCUUCGUGUUGACGAUGGCCAACUACAGCUUCUUGUCCUCUCUGCUGGCCUUCUUCAUCACCUCCUCCAGACUGACCCGCUGGGGAGGAGCGCAGAAGAAGAAAAUAGACGCCGAGUACAAAGAAGGGGGGCAGAGGAACUGGGUCCAGGUCUUCUGUAAUGGAGGAGUUCCCACAGAGCUGGCGCUGCUUUACAUGAUUGAGGUGGGUCCAGGCGAGAUCCCUGUUGAUUUCAGUAAGCAGUACUCCGCCUCCUGGAUGUGCCUCGCUCUAGUGGGAGCGCUGGCCUGCAGCUCUGGGGACACCUGGGCGUCAGAGGUGGGGCCUGUCCUCAGCCAAUCACAGCCAAGACUCAUCACCACCUGGGAGGAAGUCCCAGCAGGAACAAACGGAGGGGUCACUCCCAUCGGAUUGGCCGCCAGCUUCCUGGGCGGACUCGCGGUGGGCGUGGCUUACUUUGUAACACAGCUCCUGUUGGUCAGCGACCUGCACGCGGCGGACCCUCAGUGGCCGAUCAUGGUGUACGGCGGCAUGGCCGGCCUGCUGGGAUCCAUGCUGGACUCCUUCCUGGGGGCUCACAUGCAGUAUUCAGGCUUUGACUCCAGCAUCGGGAAGGUGGUCUGUUACGAGUCCGCCACCACCCGGCGGAUCUGUGGGAAACCCAUCUUAGACAACAACGCGGUCAACCUGUUCUCCUCCGUCCUCAUCGCGCUCAUCCUGCCCGGGCUGGCGUGGGGGAUGUGGCCGCGAUAGACAGACGAACAGCGUGGAGCGACGGACUGAUCAGAACAAUCUGAGGUUUUCUGAGACAUAUGACUACUUUACUACAUAUUUCACACUCUCUCUCUCACACACACACACACACACACACAGCCUGUAUUGUUAUGUGUUGUUAGACUUUGAUCAUGAUGAAGACUCUUUGGAAGAAAAUGAAGAGGAAAGGAAGGAAAAGUCCACGAUGUCCUGCAGGUGACUGCACAUGCACAUUGGUGAGCUAAGUGAGCAUAAAAACCAGAACACCUGCUCGACUGAAGGCCUCAGCAGGCUUCAGACUUAGAGCUGGUCUAUCAACCGCAGCACCGUGAAUACCUUUGAACAGACACAACCUUACUCACCUGUAUCGCUGUAAACCAGGUGAAGCAGACUGACGCAGCUGCUCUGCAUGAAGAGGACGGAGCAGCAGGUGAACAUGAGGCUGAGGACGGUCUAUAAACACACGGCUGUUGGACAGCCGGUCAUGCUGGAGCCUAAAGCCUCGUGGAGAUUCACUGAAUAAUCUGAACUUUGCUUCAAAUGUCUCUGACGGAAAGAACCGUGAGCCUGAAACUGAACAAUCUGCGUACGACACCUGAUGAAGUCCAAAACAAACAACCACAAAGAGACACAAAAUAACCACUAAAAGACAAUAAUAAUGACCACAAACCAUUUUGUGUGUCACUCUUUGUAGGAGCUGGGGGUCUUUCACUUGUCUGUGUCCAGGGGCCACAGUCUUAUAAUGGCUGUAGGAUAUCUGGAGUUACAAACAGCAGCCAUCCUUUCAUAUCAAUUCAUAAUAAAACUUUAAAGCAGUUUAAUUGGCAUUCGUUUAUUUCACUGAAUAAAUCAUUCAAGUAUAAAUCCUAGUUUAUCAUCGCAGAGACUUCAAAAUUUUCCUCUUAUUUAACAGCUGUGCUGCAGUCUGACCUCCAUUCAGAAGUUCCUUGGAAAAAAGUCUAAUUUCCCAAUUAAUUAAAAAAGAAACCCACACAGUUUAAAAACUGUUCAGUGACCUCGUUUCGCAUUUUAAAUUUGAGCUGGUUCGUGCUCGUUGAAUGAAGUGUUUCAGUAUGUAUGUCUCAUGCUCUAAAAGGAGUCUGCUUCACAGGAUGAAUUCACAUUUCUCUCAGCUCUGCACGCACUGGAAAACUGGAAAGCCAUUUUCUGCCAUUGAUGUGCUAAUAAACUGGCCAUA